UCAUCAUCAUUAUCACAUGUGCGCACGCAAAAUUGCACGCGAGAGGUAGCCACGUCGACGGUCACGAGACCUUCGCCGCACGAGUGGCAAGCACCGAGGACAGGCCUGCUAGGAGCAACGACAAAGGACACCGGAGAUAACCUGGGACGACUUCGCUGAAGAUGGCUGACGAGCAGUCUUGGUACGAGGCUCUCUGGAGGCUCGACUUCGAGCGAGAGUGCUCGGCGUACCCGGCCACGGAGGGGAUCUGCUGGCUGUGCGACGAACUGGCCAAGUGGAACGUCGUCCUCGCUCCGCUGAGACUUCAAAUUGUGGAGGAUAUACCCGGGUACCUGUGCCUACGCACGCGGCCGGGAAACGAGAAGCCCAAGAAUAUGAACAGUCCCCACAACACGGCUUACUUCGUGGCUUGGCUGCCGAGGAAACACCGGUGCAUCGUCGCCGUGAAGUUCGGCCAAGGCGAGAUGGAGCUAGACCGAUCGACCGUGCCCCCCUCCUUGUACGAAAUUCCUCCGAACGUGCGCCAAGUCAUCAUCGGAGGAGUCGGCGCGUUCGAAACCAGCUCUCUCAUGGACUCGCUGGGUCGCGUGGUGCAACUCGAGGCCCUCAUUUUGGACGAAGCCACCGUGGGCGACCCGCUGUCCAUAGGACUGGGCGGACUGCUGGUGGCGAACGCGGCCACCGUGAGAAUGAUCACCGUGACCAGGACCUUCAUACCGAGCGGCGCUUCCAACAUUCUCACCGACGCCAUUUCCAGAUGCCGGAACCUGAAAGAGCUCACGUUCAACACCCACCUGGACUUGCAAGGGCUGAAGUACUUGAACAACCUGCUUCAGUCAGCCGAGUGUCUCGAGAAAUUGUGCUUGAGGGAAGCGAUGAACACCAUAUUCGAGCCCACCGAAGACCCGCACAACGAGGAGCUCUUGGCCACCGUCGCCGACCGGGCACAGAGGAGCGGGUCCGCGCUGUCGGAUUUCUGCUACCACGCUUACACGCACGUCUUCACGAGCACCCUGCGGGCUCUGAAAGGGAGCACGGUGCUGAGACAGCUGGAAAUCAGCAAGUGCGAGUGUGUGACCGGCCCGACUGUCAGAUCGCUGCUCCGGUGCGUGCUCUCUUCCUUCGCGGGACUGCACUCGCUCACUUUCAGGGCCUGCGAGUUCGACACCGCGGCCAUUGAAGUGGUAGCCGGCGCUCUCGAAGUGAACGCCACGCUGAGGCAGCUGAUGGUGUACGACGUCGUCAUGACCUUCCCGCAGAUGCAAACUCUCCUGAGAGCCCUUGAGAAGAACAAGACGUUGAACUUGUUGCAAGUCGACUUCGUGGCUGCCACGGAGAAACAGAGGUGGAUGCUCUCCGACCAACUGGGCCAAAAUGACCUCUACGCGCGCGUGCAACUGCCAUGGAUGAACGCGGAUGCCCAAUACCUGUGCACCGUCCUGGGCCAGCGCUGGCUGUGCCCCAGCGACUUGCAGCUCAACGCGGGGCGUCUGAGCGAAGCGUACUUCGCGAUGCUGUGCCGGGCCCUGUCGCGCUCCCGUUUCGUGCGAAGCCUGUCGGUGAGUCUCUGGCGUGCCCGGCCCGGACACGUCGACAGCCUUCGAGAGGCCCUGAGGAGGAACACGUCGAUCGUCGAGCUCAGGAUACACGACUCCGAGAGCCAGGGGUCUGCGGUCAGGGCCUCGGUGGGCCUGGACGUCAAUCGCACCGUCGCACAGCUGUGCGUCGUCUGCUGCGACGACAUGAAGCCGUCGGCCGCCGUCGAGUUUGCGUACGUGCUGGCCACCAACAGAUUCCUGUGUGACGUGGAGCUGGUGUGCUCGGGCGAAGUGGACGCCGAUUGCAUGGCCGCGAUGGCUCGGGGUCUCGUGCAGAACCCGACCCUCGUGUCCUUUUCGGUUCGGUCCAGGUACAUAUUCGACUGUGCGACUCGAGACAUGGAGGUCGCCUUGCAGAAGAACGUGACCUGGCUUCACCGGGCCGUGCGCUUUGUUCUGGAGCGGAACCGUACGAAGCCCUUCGCGGAGGCGUUCGAGGCGUACGAGAGAAAGGCGGUGCUCGUACCACGUGUGAUGGCUACGUCGGGCAUGAGCAGAGAGGAGGUGAUCGCGGCUGUGACGUCGGCCCGGCGCUUCAUUCGGUGCAACUACUUCCUGAUCAACAACGUGGUCAGUCGCGUCAUCGAGUGUUGGCCGGGAGAGGGCACGCAGAUCGACGCCCUCAACUAUGACUGCUGGUUGGCCAUUGCAGACCGCUUGAAAGUAUGUGACAUUGUUCAUGCAGGAUCUCCUAAAGAUUAGGGAUGACUAAGGGCAGUGCGGUUGGCCGGGUGGGACGCUCUAGUCUGUGGAUCCGCACGAGAAAUCGCUGCAUCAAGGGUGCAUUUUUCAGCAGCAGUUGCUGACAUUUCAUAUUUAAUAAAAUGUUUGUUUUA
This is a messenger RNA of Dermacentor silvarum, 2434 nucleotides long. RefSeq lists its product as uncharacterized. NCBI's taxonomy places the organism in Eukaryota, Metazoa, Arthropoda, Arachnida, Ixodida, Ixodidae. The transcript has 3 exons. The record is from RefSeq and is a predicted model, not a curated record. The coding region runs from base 162 to 2300 and encodes 712 amino acids.